GCUGCGGCGCCAACUCAGCCGCCGGCAGGGGGUGGAGCCGCAGGGCGGGGCGGUGCGCGUUGAUGUGGCGUCACUGCGCGCGCCGCUCUGUGUUGCCAGAUGCCAUGGAGGCUACGCUGGAGUCCUCGCUGGAGGACCCACUGCGGAGCUUUGUGCGAGUUUUGGAGAAGCGGGAUGGUACAGUGCUACGACUACAGCAGUAUGGCUCCGGUGGCGUGGGUUGCGUUGUUUGGGACGCUGCCAUUGUCCUUUCUAAAUACCUGGAAACGCCCGAGUUUUCUGGCGACGGGGCCCACGCGCUGAGCCGGCGGUCGGUGCUGGAGCUGGGUUCGGGCACCGGGGCCGUGGGGCUCAUGGCUGCUACCCUCGGGGCUGAUGUUGUAGUCACCGAUCUUGAGGAAUUGCAAGACUUGCUGAAGAUGAAUAUUAGUAUGAACAAGCAUCUUGUCACUGGUUCUGUUCAAGCCAAGGUACUGAAAUGGGGGGAAGAAAUAGAAGGCUUUCCUUCUCCACCCGACUACAUACUGAUGGCCGACUGCAUAUACUAUGAAGAGUCUUUGGAGCCAUUGCUGAAAACUCUAAAAGAUAUCAGUGGAUUUGAAACUUGUAUUAUAUGUUGUUAUGAACAACGAACAAUGGGGAAAAAUCCAGAAAUUGAGAAAAAAUAUUUUGAGCAGAUUCCAAAGCAUGGAGACAGAAUUGGAGGAGUGAUGUGGAAACUGUAAGGCCGAGGGGUAUUGAAGAUGCACCCUGCCAACCUGAGAAAUGAUGCAUGAAUUGAGGGUUAGAAGACUUCUGCAACAACAUGAAGGAGGGGAUGACGUGGUUUAAAAGGCAAGUGCAACAGAUGAGGUGAUGCCACUAGCUGGGGCUCAGCUAGGACAUAGCUAAUUCCCAAAUCCCAAGGGACUGCCAAUGCCUUGGCCUCUGGGCAAGUGUGGGUUGCCUCUGCACAAUGGAGCUUGUAAACCACUUAUCAGAAUGCAAUUAUAGCCAAUUAGGGAAAGGGUUGCAACCCCACAGUAAGGCAGUGUUUCUCAAACCAGGCUGCACCUGGAAAAUUAAAAGCACACAAAACCCAUGUUCAGGCCCUAUCCCAGUCCAGUUUAAUCAGAGGUGUAGUAUUUUUGUUAAGGGGUUCCAGAUGGUCUUAAUGUUUGCCUUAAAAUGAGAACCACUGCAACAAGGAAACCUCUUUUAGCAUCUACUUCCCAAGGAGAAGAGAGCAAAGAAAGAAGAAAGUAUAUAAAAAGCAAACCAUCUGUGAAUAGAGUGGGCCCAUAGUACAUACGGACAAAAAACCACUUGGAAUCCGAUGUGGAACCUUGUGUGAAACAGGAGGUUUUAAAAUAAACAGUACUGAGCUUUGGAAACGGAAAUAGACUAUAAAUAUAAUCCGAAAAUUCAGAGAAUCUGGCCAAGAAGGCAAAGGUGAUGCUACUCAAGAAAGAAGGGGGAUUCGACAGUUAAAAAUUGUUGCAGGUCCAGUCUCCAAUGACUUGAGUCUCUUGUGUACACCAGUUAUAACUUUAAACGUCUUUGAGGUUGCAUAACUUUGCAUUUUAAUCUGCCACAGUUUAUAACCAAGGGUCCAUGGAUCAUAUGUUUGGUGAAGUUGGAAAUGAAAUUAGUUUUUUGUUGUUUUGUUUUGUUUUGUUUCGAGACAGACUCUCACUCUGUCACCCAGGCUGGAGUGCAAUGGUGUGAUCUUGGCUCACUGCAACCUCCGCCUCCCAGGUUCAAGUGAUUCUCCUGCCUCAGUCUCUGAAAUAGCUGGGUUUACAGGCACCUGCCACCACACCCAGCUGAUUUUUGUAUUUUUAGUAGAGAUGGGAUUUCACCAUGCUGGUCAAGCUGGUCUUGAGUUCCUGACCUCAAGCAAUCCACCCGUCUCAGCCUCCCAGAGUGUUGGGAUUAUGUGCGUGAGCCACUGCACCUGGCCUAGGUUAUUUUAAAGUAAGAACUAUUAAUCCAGAAUGUUAGUGGGAAUUUUUUUAUACACAGCAUAUCUUUUAAUUUUUUCUUACCUUUCUUGAAAAUUUCCUUGUUAAAUUAUGCAAAAUAUGAUAUGACAGAUUAUAGGUAUUUUAAUUUAAAGAAGAGUAUGGGUUAUAGAAACAUCUGUUGUUCUAAAGGCCCCCUGUAGAUGGCAUUGCUUGACUUUGUCUUUAAAUGUUUUAUAGAAAGGAAGUUGUUAAAAUAGAAUCUACUUUGAAAUGCAAUCACAUUUUAAAGGUGAACGAAAUUAGAUUUAAAAAAAUAAGCCUACCUUUUGAGUUACUUUCAGAAGAUAACACAGGGUAAGUAAAACAAGUUUUUUUCUUGUAAAAUUGUAUUUGGUUUAUCUUUCCGUUUCUUUCUGAUAUGUCUUUUGAAUAUCAUUCAUAAAGCUGCAUUAUUACAAUUCAUAAAACAUUUUCUCUGCUAUUGAUACCUUCUGUGAAAAGAAGACAGAUAUUUAAGAGGCUAAAUUAAUUCAAGUGACGUUCUGAAAAUUAAAAUUCACCUUGAAAGUACCUUUCACAUAAUCAUGAUUUUACAUCUGAGACACUUAAAACUUCUCAUUUUAAUUAGUUUUUCAAAGCAGUUUGUUUUUUUUUUUUUUCAAUAGAGUAAGUGGUAGUUCUUACUUCUGAAAGCUGAAGCUGUGUCUUUGGUUCCCACAGUCCUGUAGACACAGACCAGGUAUUUGACUUUUGGGUUUUCUUUUUUCUCAGGAAACAUCAGAAUUUGAAAGAGUUUUGAUUCAUUGAUAACAAACAUUGUUAGAGGAGAAUAUUCAGUUUUCAUACCAUAAAGACCUUCACUCUAAUAGAAAUACAGAAAAAGAAAACUGUUGCAACAAUAUCUUACUGAAAAUUAAUGGAAAAGCUAAGUUUUUACUUUCCAUAAUAUUGGGUAGGAAAGCAAUAAAUUCUCAAGGCAUUUUCACCAGUUAAAGUUUAAACCAUUAGAUAUUUGGGGUUGUUCAAGACAUUGAAGUUCUUAUGUGUUAGUGAAGUUCUGUGAAUAUCUAGCGAGUCCCCAUCAACUGUGAGAUACAUUCUAAGUCAUUGAUUAUUAAUAACAAGAUGCUAUCAUUUGCAAAUGAUAAACCUAAAAUAUGGUAGAGCAAAUUAUCUCCAUGAUAAUAUUUUGCUCACGUGCAUUCUGAAAACAGUGUCAGCACAGAGGCUCUGAGACCAGAUUGUCUGGGUUUGAAUCCCAGUGCUGCCACUUACUGGCUGUGUGACCUUGAAGUUACUUAAACUCUGUGUGCCUCAGUUUCCUCAUAUGUAAGGUAAAGAUCAUAAUAUCUUAUAGGUUGCUGUGGAGAUUAAAUUAGUCAAAUACAUGUACUUAGGUACCAGGUGCGUAGUAAGUGUUCAAUAAAUGUGACUGUAGUUGGGGUGGAAUUACAGGUGGGCACUUGGAAAAUAUGCAUAAUGCAAGUCAGUUUUAUCUGUUGCAGUGUGAAAUCUGGGCACCUUUUUGAGAGUAUAGGAUACAUGUAAACAUUGCUGCUCAGUCACGGCGGGAAUGGCAGCUGGGAUGGGAGGAAGUUGAGAACAUUGUUACACAACGUGUACUGUUAUUUAAACAAAUAACAAUCUUAGAAAAAUAAAGAAGAUACGGGGAAGAAAAUUUUUAUUCACUGUUCAUUUUUACAGUUUGAAAGCAACUGCCACGAGCAUUCAGAGGCCAAUAGAGACAGAGCAAAUCCUCGUUUCUAAAUAUGGGAGCCUGGGUUUGCUGGCUGGAGCAGCAAGAUUAACAUUCCACCGCCCUGGACCCUUACUCAAUUCUUCCUUCCAGGGUUCUUUGCUAAACCUGAGACCAGAUAGGUAGCAGGCCAUUAAAGUACAGCAGAAAGUCAUAUUUCUGAAGUCUGAGACUUGAUCUAUCUGCAUAACGAUAUUUUCAGAGUUUAGGUUUAUUAACUCUAAAAGAGCAAUGUGACUUUAAAAUAUGUUUGUAGCAGUUGUUUCUUGCCUAAAUAAUCUUUCACUGUGUAAUGAGUGCGUGUGUGGGAUGCGGGACUUAACUAAUUCCUCAGGCUAACUGACCAUGUCUUUUACUAACAGACAAGAAUGACAAAACCUUGGAUUGUGUCUGUUUCUCCAUCAGCCAGUGUAAAGUGGCACAUAGGCUUUACUUCAGAAGGGGUGUCCAGUCUUCCCUGGGCCACACUGGAAGGAGAAGAAUUGCCUUUGGGCCACACAUAAAAUACUCGAGUGAUAGCUGAUGAGUUUAAAAAAAAAUUGCAAAAAAAUCUUAUAAUGUUUUAAGAAGGUUUACAAAUUUGUGUUAGUCCACGUUCAAAGAUGUCCUGGGCCAUAUGCGGCCCAUGAGCAGUGGACUGGACAAACCUGCUCUCUGCUUCUGCAUUGUAUUAAACUUGCGAGGCCUGUUUGCAAUUAAUGGAAAAUAUUGUCGUGAAUACUAAAUAGGUGGUCUUAAUUUUUAGAGACCUUUACACAUUACCUAUAAUACAGUAACUUAUUUUGUUGAAUUAAUUCACAUUUUUUAAUUUUCACAGGUUGAAAACAAGGAUAUUUCUUCCUUGCAAAGCAAAAUUAAAAUGUUUGUAAAAGAGCUGGCCUAGAUGCAGUUUUUAUAGGCUUAAACGUUUGAGUAGUUAACAAAUUCCUUUCAGGUUAUUAGUUCUAAUGAGGUACCACUGACAGUCUUUUGAUGGGUCAGUGCUGUUAAAUACUUUUGGGUUUUUUGUUGUUUGUUUGUUUGUGACAGAGUCUCACUCUGAAACCCAGACUGGAGUGUAGUGGUGCAAUCUUGGCUCACUGCAACCUCCACCUCCCAGGUUUAAGCAAUCUUCCUACUUCAGCCUCCUGAGUAGCUGGGAUUACAGGCAUGUGCCACCAUGACCGGCUAAGUUUUAUAUUUUUUGUAGUGAUGGUGUUUGGCCAUGUUGCCUAGGCUGAUCUCAAACUCCUGAGCUCAAGCAAUCUGUCUGCUUUGGCCUCCCAAAUUGCAGGGAUGAGCUACUACACCUGGCCUUGAGUAAUUUUUUAAAAGUUACCUUUAACUCAGAUUUGUUAAUCUGCUGAAGUCCAGGCAUUAACGAUGUGAGUUCCAGGUGCUUGUGUUGGUUCAUGAUUGUUUGACAAAUCAUUGCCAGAGUUUUAUGUACACAGUGCAAUCUCAUGUAUCUACAUUCAGUACUCAACCUUGUUCUUUUAAGGAAUGUGUCCUGAUAACCUGCUUGUGCUGCAUGCACAGUACAGCAAUGUACUGAGGUGCUACAUAUACAAAUUACUAUUUUUUUUUUUUUUUUGAGAUAGAGUUUCGCUCUUGUUGCCCAGGCUGGAGUGCAAUGGCUCAAUCUUGGCUGACCGCAACCUCCGCCUCCCAGGUUCAAGCGAUUUUCCUGCGUCAGCCUCCCUAAUAGCUGGGAUUACAGGCAUGUGCCACCAUGCCCAGCUAAUUUUGUAUUUUUGGUAGAGACGGGGUUUCUCCAUGUUGGUCAGGCUGGUCUCAAUCUCCCGACCUCAGGUGAUCUGCCCGCCUCGGCCUCCCAAAGUGCCGGGAUUACAGGCAUGAGCCACUGCGCCCGGCCACAAAUUACUAUUUUUUUUUAUACAAAGCUUAGAUGAGAAGCUUUACACUUGUGUUUAGAAUGAGUGUAAAUAAUUUCAUGGCAUAUAAUUCACGUGGAACAAAGGACUGGCUUCUUAAAAACAGGAAAAAGAAGUUUCACAAUCCCACAAAUAAUAAAUGUUUAACCAGAGAAUAUCUUUGGAUUUCAGUGACAUUUAUGAAUGUAGGUACAGUAAUGUGCUUUUAAAAUAACUUUUCUUUCUAAAUCUUGUUACAAGGAUUUUUUUUUUUUUUUUUUUUUUGAGACAGUGUUUCACUCUGUUGCCCAGGCUAGAGCGCAGUGGCAUGAUCAUAGCUCACUGCAGUCUUGACCUCCUGGGCUCCAGUGGUCCUCCUGUCUCAGUCUCCCAGUAGCUGGGACUACAGGCAACAUACCACUAUGCCUGCCUAAUUAAAAAAAUAUUUCUUUCUGUAGAGACAGGGUCUCACUGUAUUGCCCAGGCUGGUUUUGAACUCCUAGGCUCAAGCAGUCAUCCUACCUCGGCCUUUCAAAGUGCCAGGAUUACAGGUGUGAGCCACUGCAGUGGAUGGAUUUUUAAAAAAAUUCUGUUGUUCAAAACUCUUCACUCUCACGCAUGUAUCUGACACCCACAGUGAGUCUGUUACUCUUGUUCCCUGUGAAAUGUCUGCUUGUUAACCUGAGAGUCCAAAGAACAGGAGAGGCAUAGUUUGGCAGGUAGGAACAAUAUUCCCUGUUAGCCCUGGAAGACAGCUGCAGUUCAGUUCUAAAUUCAAUCACCUUCCCUUUAUGCUCCCAAGCUUUAUGAGAAAACAGCUCACUUGAUUACCACCUAAUCUACCUGUAUGUCCUUGGGCAAGUUAAACUCUGCAUGUUACUUUCCCUUUCUGUAAAAUGAGAAUAUCUAUUGGCUAACAUUGUGGUAAUGGUUAAACUAGAUAAUGUAUGGGGACCAUACUUAAGGAAGCAGUCUCCUCAGUUUAAACCAAAACUGUUCUGAGAAUCCAGACUAGUAAACUCUUGCAAACUAGAGAGGUGUACAAGAAACCAUCCCAAGUAAAUGACACAUAAGUGGUCCAGGAAAAACAAUCCUCAGUUGUUAGGAAGGAUUCCAAGUUUAGCAGUGUGCCUGUCAUUUACCGUUAUAUUCCAACCAGACAUCUUCACCACGUCUUUUAGACCCUACCUUCAUCAUAGGAAGAGAGAAGCCACAGGGGAAAAUAAUUGAGAGGUUGGUUGCUCUUAUCAAAAAAAAAAAAAAGGAAAAAAAAAUCCCGUAAGGCUUUAAUGAGGCGUAGGGCAUCACUGGUUUGAUAUUUCCCAGCAGAAUGCAAUACCAAAAGUAAAACCAAAGAAAUAGUCCCCUUUCAAAAACACGAAGGUCCCAAUGCAGCAGACUACUGCAGGCCGCAGAGGGUGGGAACAGAACUUAGCAAAGAAGUUCCCCGAGACUCCGCAAAAUACUGUAAAGUGGACAGCAAAUGAAAUAUGGCUUGUUGCUGUUAAAGUUUCUCCACAGUUAACUCAAAACUGAGGACCUAUGUGUAAAGAGUCUGGAACAAUGCCUGACAUAAAAGAUCCUCAACAGUGGGGAGGGAGAGCAUCAGGAUAAAUAGCUUAAUGCAUGCUGGACUUAAUUCCUUGGCGAUGGGUUGAUGGGUGCAGCAAACCACCACGGCACAUGUUUACCUAUGUAACAAACCUGCACAUCCCGCACAUGUAUCCUGGAACUUAAAAUCCUCAAGACAUUUUAAUUCUCUUCCCUUCUCUCAUUUUCAAAUCUACCCUCAAUGACUUUUCUGAACAUUCAACACAUUUAUUUACUCCUUCAAUUCAGCAGACAGGCACUGUGCUAGGUAUCAGGGGUACCCAUCAGUACUCUUAAAUAUUAGGGACAAAUAAUAAGAUGCAUUCCAUACCCAUAAGCAGCUCUCACAUCUGUAAUGAGAGGCAUAUGCAAAAAAUAAUUGCAACUCAGAGAAAUGCAAUCAUAAAGGCAUAAGCUAGCUACAGCGGCAGUGCAAAGGAGGAUGUGGUCGCCUCUGCCUCAGUUGGUCAGGGAAGAUUUCAUGAAGGGACCAUUAAGCUGAUUUUUGAAGGAUGAAUGGAAAUCCACUGGACAGCUUGUCAGGUGUUCUAGGCAAACACAUACAACAGCAUCAGAUGUGGUUUUGGUGUGGCUUGAGCGUACGGCAUGUGUAGGAGAUGACUAAUGGGUAGGCAGGAGGGCAGGGCAAGGACAUGCAGAGUCCAUGUGGCGUAUUCAGGAGUGCAGAUGGGUUCUGGAGGCAAUGAGAGGAUAUUUCAAUACUUUAAGCAGGGUAGCCACUUGGCCAAAUCAUUUUAGAAAGAUUAUUCUGACAGCAAAUUUGGAGAGUGGGCGGGAGAGGGGCCAGACAUGAGGCAAAGAGAUCAGGAAGGGAGAAUGAACAGGUAAGAGAUGUUGAGGAGUGGGGUCUGAACUCCGGCAGUAGCAGUAGGAAUGAAGAGGAAGGGAUCUGAGAACCGCUGUGGGCUAGACUAAGGCAGAUACAGUAAGUUCUGUAGGUGCCCGCGGAGCAUCCUGAUGGGGUCAAGGCCUCCACGGUCCUCAUACUGCCCUCCUGCAGGUCAGAGUCCCUUUUCUUUAAAACACUUAUUUUGAAAAGAAUUGAAAUAACAUUAAUUUUAUUAGAACUAGAGACUUUACUGUCAUCUGCCAGAAAAUUGUCCUGUAUAUAAAUCAUGUAAGUUUGGAAUCAACAGUUUUAAAUUUUGUUUUAACUUCAAAACAAUAAUGAUGUCUACAAUGUGAAUGGUGUCCCCUUCCAAUGUUGCUCUUUGCUGUACCCAGCCUGAGUGGCCACACACUGUGACCCUGGUUACAUGUAUGUAAUAGGCAGCUAAACACAAGCGGUCCUCUAUAUAUGUGAGUUCCAUGGGUUUCAACCAAACGCAGAUUGAAAAUAUUCGGGGGAAAAAAAUGGAUGGUUGUGUCUGUACUGAACAUGUACAGACAGAGUUUUUCUUAUCAUUAUUCCCUACACAAGACAGUAUAACAACUAUUUACAUAACAUUUACAUUGUAUUAGGUAUUAUAAGUAAUCUAGAGAUGAUUUAAACUAUAUGGGGGUAGGAGGUGGGUGUGGAGGGCGAACACAUAGCAAAUGGAUGCUGGGCUUAAUACCUAAGUGAUGGGUGGAUCUUUGCAGCAAACCACCAUGGCACACGUUUACCUGUGCAACAAACCUGCACAUCCUGCGCAUGUACCCCUGAACUUAAAAGCUGAAGAAAAAAAAAUGAAUUCAGUCCAAUAAGUAAUAAGGUAUACGGGAGAAUGUGUGUAGGUUAUAUGCAAAUACUAUACUAUUUUAUACAAAGGACUUGAACAUCUGUGGAUUUUGAUGUCUGCGGGGGGUCCUGGAAUCAAUUCCCCAUGGAUACUGAGGGAUGACCGUGUAUAGGUUUGGGGGCAGAAGAGAGAGUAGAUUGAGAAAGAUGAUGUCUUUUUUUUUUUUUUUGGCGAGACAGUCUCAUUCUGUAGCCCAGGCUGGAGUGCA
Molecule: messenger RNA, 9095 nt
Organism: Pongo pygmaeus (Bornean orangutan)
Lineage: Eukaryota; Metazoa; Chordata; Mammalia; Primates; Hominidae
Gene: VCPKMT
Product: valosin containing protein lysine methyltransferase
Exons: 5
Coding region: 63-725 (220 amino acids)
Biological process (GO): peptidyl-lysine trimethylation
Cellular component (GO): cytosol; protein-containing complex
Source: RefSeq, a predicted model, not a curated record